This is a messenger RNA of Spirometra erinaceieuropaei, 441 nucleotides long. Lineage: Eukaryota; Metazoa; Platyhelminthes; Cestoda; Diphyllobothriidea; Diphyllobothriidae. The record is from the annotation of a GenBank genome assembly.
AUGCAACAGAGAUUGAACCUCUUUUCCGUCGCCUGCGAGAACUUCGGUCUGAUCAUAAACAGGAAGAAGAUGGUGGUCAUGCAUCAACCGCCACCCAACGCAACCCCGCUCUCCAACGCGCCACAGAUCAGCAUGAACGGAACCCAACAGCAAGUGGUGGACAGCUUCCCGUAUCUGGGCAGUACCCUCUCCCGCAGCACCAAAAUCGACGACGAAGUCGCCCGCAGAAUUUCAAAAGCCAGUCAAACCUUCAGUCGCCCUCAAAGCACAGUUUUAAAUCGUCAUGGUCUCCAGCUCAGCACGAAGCUGAAGGUGUACAAGGCCGUCAUCCUGCCGACGCUGCUGUACGGAGCGGAGACUUGGACAGUGUACACUAAGCAGGCACGCCGACUGAACCACUUCCACCUCAGUUUUCUUCGUCGCAUCCUGAGGCUGAGCUGA